Messenger RNA from Egretta garzetta (little egret), 4468 nucleotides. RefSeq names its product purinergic receptor P2X 5 (gene P2RX5). Gene Ontology annotation, biological process: response to ATP; monoatomic cation transmembrane transport. Lineage: Eukaryota; Metazoa; Chordata; Aves; Pelecaniformes; Ardeidae. Gene Ontology annotation, molecular function: ATP binding; extracellularly ATP-gated monoatomic cation channel activity; purinergic nucleotide receptor activity. The transcript has 10 exons. Gene Ontology annotation, cellular component: nuclear inner membrane; plasma membrane. The record is from RefSeq and is a predicted model, not a curated record. Bases 454 to 1524 code for a protein of 356 amino acids.
UGAGUUCUCAUUGCUUAUGCAAAUACUCAAGAAAUUAAAAAUUUAACCAGGUGCUUUGCCAUCAUGUAAAGGCUGAAGAAAGGCUUUAAUAUUUAACAGUGGCUACAGCUCUGUCACCUUGGAUGCUGUAACACGGCUUCAUGCUAUAACAUGUUUCAUUAUAAGCAUUUUGUGACUGUGGGACAGAGAAUGAAGUUGGAGGGCAAAACUGAGAUGGGGGCUUCCCCAGAGGAUGAAUUAGCUGGAAAGCAGCUGAGGAAGGACCCCGUGUUAGUGCAGCUGCCGGUUUCCAGCCCAGAGCUGCUGGCGGCGUGCAGCUGAGGGGAGGGAGGAGAUCAGCCUCUCGCUCUCAAGGGGUUGCUGUGUCAGGUUCCCAUGCAGAGCACGUGUGGAUAAUGCGAGCUGCAAACGCUGCUGCCUGCUCCAGCCACCGGUACAGAGCGAGCCGGGAGCAUGGGGCAGGUGGCUUGGAAGGGUUUAUUUUUAUCACUUUUUGAUUAUAAAACAGAAAAAUACGUCAUUGCGAAGAACAAGAAGGUGGGGAUUCUCUAUCGAGUGGUGCAGCUCUCCAUCCUGGCUUACCUGGUGGGGUGGGUGUUUCUUGUCAAGAAAGGCUACCAGGACACCGACACAUCCCUCCAGAGCUCCGUCAUCACCAAGCUGAAAGGGGUAGCCUUCACCAACACCUCGGAGCUGGGGGAGAGGCUGUGGGAUGUUGCAGACUAUGUCAUCCCUCCACAGGGUGAAAGCGUCUUCUUUGUCAUGACGAAUCUGAUUGUGACCCCAAACCAGAGGCAAGCCACGUGUCCUGAGAGUGUCAGCAUUCCUGAUGCCCUGUGUUACAAGGACGGUGACUGCCCGGCAGGUGAAGCAGUGGUGGCUGGCAAUGGGGUUAAGACUGGCCGUUGUUUGCAAGAGAGGAACGGCACCAGAGGGACUUGCGAGAUACUGGCCUGGUGCCCAGUGGAGAAAAGAUCAAAGCCCAAGAAACCACUUCUUGCCAGUGCAGAGAACUUCACUGUUUACAUCAAGAACUCAAUCCGCUUCCCCAAGUUCAACUUCUCCAAGGUGAAUGUGCUGGCAACCAACAACGAGUCCUACCUGAAGAGCUGCCGCUACAGCACGGAGCAUCCCUACUGCCCCAUCUUCCUCCUGGGGAACAUCGUCCAGUGGGCUGGGAGUGACUUCCAGGAAAUGGCCUCGGAGGGUGGUGUGAUAGGAAUUCAGAUUGAAUGGAACUGUGAUCUUGAUAAAGCCCCUUCUGAAUGUAAUCCUCACUAUUCUUUUAGCCGGCUGGAUAACAAGUUUGCAGAAAAGUCCAUCUCUGCUGGGUACAACUUCAGGUUUGCCAAAUAUUACCGGGAUGCUGCAGGGGUCGACUACCGGACGCUCAUCAAAGCGUAUGGCAUCCGCUUUGAUGUGAUGGUGAAUGGCAAGGGAGCUUUCUUUUGUGACCUGGUGCUGCUGUAUCUGAUUAAAAAGAGUAACUUUUAUCGAGGCAAAAAGUAUGAGGAAGUAAAGUAAGUGGGCUUGGCUUUUGUGUUUAAAUGUAAUGGCUUUAUUGUUGUGACUAAUAGAAAUAGAAGGAGAUACAGGAGCACAGUAAACAUUAAUGACAAACAAAGGCCAAUUCCAGGAAAUUAAAUUCCUCCCAAUUAUUUUAGCUACAUUCCUCCCUUCCUCCCUCCCUCCAUAAUUCAUUGCUGCAGUUAGCUGGGGAGCAAAGGAAGCUGCUGUGUCAUGCUUGGACUAUAAAUGGCCUUGCACUGACAGUCUCUGAUGACUGUGGAUGGAAUUGGGGCAGCUCCAGAGCCUCAUCAGGCUGAGAACUGGGGCUUUCUUUGUACGGAGGGUGAGGGCCUUUGCUGUAAGGUGUGAGCAGCCUGGCUGGGGACCUCUCGCCUGCAUGGCUUCCUGAAAUGGAAAUAGCCUGCUUGCCUCGUCUGUCACCUUUGCUUGUUUCCUCAGAUCCAGUUCCAGGAAAUCGUUAUCUAGCCCUACGCUGAAUGGGAAUCAGAGCCCUGACCAGCUCGGUGGGCUCUAGGCACAGCGAUGGGUCUGCCAGUUGGGCUUAUGUUCCAGGAAAACCACGCAGGUGUGAAACACACCAGGACUGGGAAGUGGACGUACCCCAGAUCAGGUCUACUCUACUACUCUACCAGAGGAAAAAAUGUCCUUUAAAGACCACCCUUCUUUCCCUGAGGUGUUCUCUGGUAUCCUGAGCUUGCAGCAGCAUGUCAUCACUAUGGAUUUAUAAAGGGAUUUUAUAAAAGGAAAAAGAAGGCACCAAACAAAUGUUUUUAUAUCUAUUGAUAGCUGUAUCUGUACCUACGUCAAUAGCCAGCGUUAUCCCGUGGCUGUGCUUUGCUUCCAUGUGUGAAAGAGCCGUGACAUGAAACACCGCUGGCACGGUGAGGAGCGCUGAGGCUGAGGUUCAACCUCUCCCCCGCUCCGCUGGCUUAGUGGCCACCGCUUCCAACUUGUUACAUGCGAGAUUGGACGUAAGGCAGCAGGACUGCUCUUGUCAGGAUGUGCAACGAAACGCAGCAUUUCAACAGCCCUGAGCCCGGGCGAAAGGGGCUCGUUACCCUGCAACGCCUGUGCUGACUGGGCUGGUGUCGCAGCGGGGGUGAUUACGCUUAUUGCGGGGUGUGUGUAACCAUUAGGGUUGGAACGGUGCUCCUCCAGGAAAAGCCUUCACAGCAGCUGCCACUGGGUGCUCUGCUCCUCUCAGGAACAGCAGGAAGUCCUGCCGUGGCUCCGAAUGGAGAAUCCAUUCAGCCAUGGCUGGGUCCCAGCUACCUCACCCGCUGCCCACCGCCUCUGUUCGUAGUUGGCCCACAGAGCUGGCAUUUCGGAGCACAGACCAGGUAACGGCAGGCAGAGGAGUAUUUUGAAGCAAGGCAGGGACGGCUGUUUUUGUGGUUGACAGCAGGGGGAAAAGGGUGCUAACACAAAAUGUGGUGCUGGCAGUAUUUGCACAGAGAUGGCCCUAGGUUCGCCCUCCUUUGUUCAGUGGCUGGUUUCAUUUAUUUGCUCAGCAUUGUCCUUUCUGCAUCACUUACCCCUUGCUCAUGGUGGGGAGAGAUCUGGAUGGGGGACUUAACGCUUCUGCCAUUUCUCAUAGUACCCUGAACUGUGCUGCAGAGAGUGAAAAAGAGAGCUCUGCCAGGUGAAACUCUACCAGGUCCUUCCAAAUAUACCAACAGGAGGAAAAUUUAGAAAACAGAUGUCUGCUGUUUCAACACCCUGGUAACUUCCAACAACUACUACUGCUGCUUGGUUUCUCAGUAGAGAAAUGUCUCAUGGCAGCCCAUUUGGUGAAUUUACGCUCAUGUGGGGAUGUGACCAAUCUUGGAAGAGAAAAGUGCUUGCAGAACAUCAUUGUUUAAACUUUGCAUUUGCUUGAGCUGGCAGGAACCGACUCACCUGAAGCUCCUGAAGACAGUAGGUGAAUUCCUGCCUCAUUUAAAGCUUCCACACUGUGGCUUGGUACAAACUGAUCAGUGUUCUGUAAAUGCGGCCACGUCACCACUGAUCAGGAGUCAUCAAGAUGAAGAUCAAGUGUUUCUGUGUGCUCUUUGAAUAUCACGAUUUAAAGGACUCCUGCUGCAGCAUCCUUGCGUACCGCUAUGAGAGCUGGAGAGAGAGUGGCAUUACAGAGAGCUGCCACGAUCGAGUGUUCUGCACAAAUGGAAACAGCAAGCUGCGCUCCCCUUUGCUUUAGCUUCUUGAAGGUGGCGACUCCGAGGUACACAUCGAUCCUAAAUUAAAACCUUUGUGAGCAGCAGCAAACUCUGAAUCCAGUCGCUGAUAGCAACCCCCACUCAGUCUCUGCUUCUGUUCAGCUGCAAGUAAUUGUUGAGUCAAGCAUUUAGCUAGAAAACAGAAUUAAACCGUGGACUUAAAAUAAUUUAGGAUGAGCUCUGUACCUCUGAUGCUGUAAGCACAUCCAAAGCCGCCUCUCCUUGUGCCAGAAGCCUCUCCUCUAGGCAAACGUGUGUCACUGUGCAUGUAACUGCACUCGUCAGACCUAUUCGAAAUGCCACAGCAACAAAACAGCACAGGCUUUUGACUGGCAGAGCCUAAUCCUGUUUGAAUGAUUUCUAAAUGGUGAAAUACAGGGUGAACCCCACAUGUGACAGCAGGCCAAGGCACAACUCAUGGAAACCAAGCAGUUCAUUGUAACCCGUAAAGCUGACCGCACCCUACUGAAACCAAUGGUUUAACUUGACAAAGCAACAUCCUCUUGUUAGAUGACCAAAGCGAUUUCCUGAAUGUAAGUCUUCGGGGGCUUCAGGCCCUCAAAAGUCCCUGCAAUGUUUCCCCUCUUUAUACCUUCUGUUUAACACAAGUCCCACAACCAUUGCUGUUGAUAAAACAUAACCAGAUUCCUUCUCAGGAGCUUGUUUCUUUGAUUUUUUUUUUUCCUCCUCCCCUCCUUGUGUUUAAUGUACAGCAAUAAAAU